UUACUAUAUUUUAUGUACAGAUCUUCGGCUUGGAUGCAGUCCAUCCGCCUUUAAAUUAAAUAGUAAAUCGCGCGGACAACAUGGUCGAGCCGAAAACUACAGCACCGCACCAACGGACCCCCACUGCCGAGACCGUUCUCCCCCUCAGCCGGGUGCGGACAAUCAUGAAGAGCUCGAUGGACACCGGCUUAAUUACGAAUGAAGUGCUCUUCCUGAUGACCAAAUGUAGUGAGCUCUUUGUGCAGCAUUUGGCGCGAGAAGCCUACGCGGCCUCUUGUUCCAAGGAGACAAGUGACACCCUCAAGUAUGAGCAUCUCUCUCAGCUGGUGAACAAGAGCUCGAAUCUCGAGUUUCUUCUGCAAAUUGUUCCAGAGAAGAUACGUGUGCACACAUUCCAAGAAAUGCUCCGGCUAAAUCGUUCCGGUGCCACCAGCGAUGAUGACGAUGAUGAUUCUGAAUCCGAAUCUGAGUCCGAAUCGGAUGAAUGAUACGCCAGAACCCCCAUCGCCAUCCUCACAUAAUCGACCACCUCUCUACACUCAUUGCUUGUUACUAAACGUUUGAUUAUGCCGUUAAUAAUUUACUUCAUGCAGAUUCUAUAUAUAAUUAAGUUCUGUGUUUUGUAUGUCUCCAAAUAUACUCUAUAUGAGUAAGUGCAGUUUUUAAGAAUAAAUAAAUACGUAUAAUGAAACAAUAGUGCAUCUAAAAAUACCGAGCUCCUGACAGCUCCUGUUACUAAACGUUUGAUUAUGCCGUUAAUAAUUUACUUCCUGCAGAUUAUAUAUAUAAUUAAGUUCCGUGUUUUGUAUGUCUCCAAAUAUACUCUAUAUGAGCAAGUGCAGUUUUUAAGAAUAAAUAAAUACGUAUAAUGAAACAAUAGUGCAUCUAAAAA
Molecule: messenger RNA, 892 nt
Organism: Drosophila miranda
Lineage: Eukaryota; Metazoa; Arthropoda; Insecta; Diptera; Drosophilidae
Gene: Chrac-16
Product: chromatin accessibility complex 16kD protein
Exons: 1
Coding region: 81-488 (135 amino acids)
Cellular component (GO): nucleus; CHRAC
Molecular function (GO): protein heterodimerization activity
Source: RefSeq, a predicted model, not a curated record